GCUAUAAGAGGCCUCCCCGGGCGGCCCCGGCAGCUCCGCCGCCGCCCGCCGCCGCCGAGACCGGCCCCGGCACCCGCGCCGCAGGUGAUGGUGUAGCGGCGGCUGCUCCCGGCAGCAGCACCCCGAGCACGCAAAGCUGGCUCCCUGCGCCAUGGUCACCCACAGCAAGUUCCCCGCCGCCGGGAUGAGCCACCCCCUCGACACCAGCCUGCGCCUCAAGACAUUCAGCUCCAAGAGCGAGUAUCAGCUGGUGGUGAACACCGUGCGCAAGCUGCAGGAGAGCGGCUUCUACUGGAGCACGGUGACAGGCGGCGAGGCCAACCUGCUGCUGAGUGCCGAGCCGGCCGGCACCUUCCUCAUCAGGGACAGCUCGGACCAGCGGCACUUCUUCACCCUCAGCGUCAAGACGGAGUCGGGCACCAAGAACCUGCGCAUCCAGUGCGAGGGCGGCAGCUUCUCCCUGCAGAGCGACCCUCGCAGCAGCCAGCCCGUGCCCCGCUUUGACUGCGUGCUCAAGCUGGUGCAUCACUACAUGCCGCCCGCGCCCUGCGCUGUCCCUGAGCAGCCGGGGGGGGCUCUGCACCCCAAACGCACCUACUACAUCUACUCGGGCGGCGAGAAGAUCCCCUUGGUGCUGAGCCGCCCACUCUCCUCCAGCGUCUCCACCCUGCAGCACCUCUGCCGCAAGACCGUCAACGGGCACCUGGACUCCUACGAGAACAUGACUCAGCUGCCGGCUCCCAUCAAGGAGUUCCUGGACCAGUACGAUGCCCCCCUCUAAGGGGCCGGUGAUGCGAGGUUGCACGCUACAAGCACAAGAGGACAGGCACAACGCCCCACCGGCGCAGGGACUUGCAGGACACGCCGAGCCUCUCCCUCCGGGAAGGAGAGGAUGGGGACUGGAGUGAGCUGCUGUGGGCCCGGGCCUGUGGCCAGCGCCGCCGGGUGCCCUUGGUGCUGGGGGACCCCCCCCCCCGAGGAAGCGCAACACUCCCCAUCCGUGGGGAAGGAGACUGCUCUGGUCAGACUGUGGAUGUUACAGUGCAGGGGCCUUCCUGUCACAGCCCGGGAGAGCCCGUUGGCAAAGCCUCCAGGGGCUCGGGCAAGCCAGGACGGCGCCCGUUGCUGGUGCCCAGCAGCUGCAUCCCCGCUGCUGCAGCGGGACCGCCCCUGGGGUGUCCUGGAGAGAGCCCUGUCUGCCACCAGAGAACGGAAUGCACUGGAUCCAGCUAGUGCCUGAUCGCUUUUCCUCGGUUUUAAGGGGAAAGUGUUUUUUGCCCAUACUGUACUUUACCUCUUGCUGCCUCCUUGCAGCUGGAAGCUCCUUUCAGGCCCCAGACUUGGAGGUUGCUGCCUUUUUCUCCCCUCGUUGCCAUUUUCCAGGGACUAAGCCUUAAUAUUCUCACCCUGCCCUGUGGUCUGGGUUACUGCACAUCGUUUGGUGACGCCACGUGAUAACGGUCCCGGUGACACGCCGUGAAGGGAGGGGAAGCCGUGUCCCGACACCGCUGAGAGUCCCGCCGGAGACCCGGUGCCGCUGCUGGACUGUUACCCCGAGUGUCAACCCCCCUCUGCCAGGCCCUGCAGACCCUCUCCACGCUGCUGCCCCGGGAGCAGGGCGGGAGGAUCCCCCGGAGCAUCGUCUCGCUUUUCUGCGUCCGCCCAGAGAAGCUGUUGGGUUUUCCUGGCUUUUUCUUUUCUUCACUUUGAGUUUUUUACACCGAAGGGAUGUUUACAGGCCAACGUGAAUCACUGUCUUUUAUAAAGAUUCCAUCUUCACCUCCAGCCUCGAGGGCUGAGCAAAACCAUGCUUGAAAAUUCAACCAAACCAAAACUCGGACGAAACUUUGCACAUAUUUAUAUUUAUAUUCAGAAAGGAAAUGUUUCCAUAAUUUAUAAUAAAGAGCACUAUUUUUUAACUAA
Molecule: messenger RNA, 1923 nt
Organism: Colius striatus (speckled mousebird)
Lineage: Eukaryota; Metazoa; Chordata; Aves; Coliiformes; Coliidae
Gene: SOCS3
Product: suppressor of cytokine signaling 3
Exons: 2
Coding region: 152-781 (209 amino acids)
Biological process (GO): intracellular signal transduction; phosphatidylinositol phosphate biosynthetic process
Cellular component (GO): phosphatidylinositol 3-kinase complex
Molecular function (GO): 1-phosphatidylinositol-3-kinase regulator activity
Source: RefSeq, a predicted model, not a curated record